AUGUCGGCCGUCAAUAACCAGCGGAAGGCCGAGAUUCUUGCCAAAAAGGCCAAGUUAGCAGAACUGAAACGCCAGAGAGAGUUACGCCAAAAGGAGUUCUCUCAGUCGCGGGCAAGUACUGGAGAUGCUUCAGAGGUUGUUUCACCAGUUCCUAGUCGCUCUGACAGUAGAGCUGAACUCGAUGACCUGAUCUCCCGCCUUGUUGACCGUCCCGGUUCGGCUACGGUGAGCGGUGCAGAUGGCCUCUCGCGGAAAGGGAGCCGGCCAAAUUCGGUGCUGAGCGCCAGCCAACUCAGCGGUGACAAUGCAGAGGCAAUCACCUCGCCAACGCGACCGCUUUCACAAUCCAUUGCCGUGCAAACUGUUGGAACGGAGGCGUUUGUCGCUAUCCCUGAGCCCCCACAGGCCCCUGAAACCAAGCCGGAAGUUGUCACCUACAACAAAGGAGUACAGACAGAUGAUUUACAACAGAGCGAGCAAGAUUUAUUAUCGUUGGACUCGGAUGGUGAAGGAAAUGAAGAAUACAGACCCUCAAGCAAGAAACAACGAGAACACGAUGAUGAGAUCCGACAAAAGCUCCGCAAGGAAAUCGAGGAGGAACUGCAAGCCACUGAAGAAAGCGCCCAGAAUGAUGCUAGUGGUGACGCAUCUCUACGAUACCCACUACGCAAACUUGACGAUGACGAGCUGAAGGCUGUUACAUCCUCUGAGGACUUUCUAGACUUCGUGGAGCGAUCUGCAAAGGUCAUUGAGCGGGCUCUGGAUGAGGAAUAUGACGUAUUGGCCGACUACGAAUUAGGUGGUAUGGAUGCGGAACUCGAGGAUGACGAAGAGCACGGCAGGAAGAAGCGAGGUAUCAAGGAAGUCUGCCAGUUCUGGGACGAACGAUGGAGCAAGAAACGCAUGAUUAGUGAUAUUUGCUUUUCCCCCAAGUUUCCCGAGCUCGUCCUCGCAUCAUACACCAAGAACCCCUCCGCACCUCACGAACCAGAUGGCCUUGUACAAAUCUGGAACCAACACUUGCACUCCCGCCCGGAGUAUGUGUUUCACUCCACUUCAGAUAUCCUAACCGCCAAAUUUUCGCCAUUCCAUCCUAACAUCGUUGUCGGCGGCUCGUACUCCGGCCAAGUACUUCUUUGGGAUACCCGCUCAUCGCGCGCUGGCGGCGGUGCACCCGUCCAGAAGACUCCCCUGACAGGUGCAGGACACACCCACCCAGUCUACAGUAUCUCAAUUAUCGGAACACAAAACGCGCAUAAUAUCCUCACCGCGUCCACAGAUGGUGUCGUCUGCGGCUGGACCGUCGACAUGCUCGCACAGCCUCAGGAGUAUCUCGAGCUCUCCACCCCACCACCAUCUAAGACCGAAGACCUUGCUCCCACAACGAUGUCAUUCCCCCAAUCAGACCCAACUUUCUUCAUAGUAGGCACUGAAGAAGGCGGUAUUUACCCCUGCCACCGUUAUGACCGCGCUGGCGCCAAGGCAGGCACCGAUCACCGCCUUGCCUACCGCGGCCACGCCGCUCCUAUCAUGUCAACAGCAUUCCACCCAGCUCGUGGCCCUGUUGAUCUCGGAGAUCUCAUGCUAAGCUCCAGUUUGGACUGGAGCGUCAAACUCUGGCGUGUCCGCCCUCCGGCUGCCACUGCCCCGGCGGCCACGUCCGGCAUCACAGACACUCAAGUCGUCCACCCCAUCCUCGAUAUCAACCGAGAAGAUGUUGUCUAUGAUGCUCGCUGGUCGCCGCACCGGCCUGGUGUUUUCUCAGUUGUCGACGGCGCAGGGAACCUCGAGGUUUGGGACCUUUACACAGACACCGAAGUUCCCGCUGUACGGACCUCACCCUCCAAAGGUCGUGCUGGUGUCCUCUCCCGCAGCUUAAACAAGGUCGCCUGGGAAGAGCGGGAGGGUCGCCGCCUCGCAACUGGCGGACUUGACGGUGUUGUAACCGUAUUCGAGGUUGGAAGAGGACUCAGCGGUACGCCCGACGACGUUCCCUCUGAAGAGUGGACCGGCAUGAAGCGACUUGUUAGUAAACUAGAACAGAAGGAUAAGGACAGAGUGAACUAA
Molecule: messenger RNA, 2067 nt
Organism: Aspergillus puulaauensis
Lineage: Eukaryota; Fungi; Ascomycota; Eurotiomycetes; Eurotiales; Aspergillaceae
Product: putative dynein intermediate chain
Exons: 3
Coding region: 1-2067 (688 amino acids)
Biological process (GO): transport along microtubule
Cellular component (GO): cytoplasmic dynein complex
Molecular function (GO): dynein light chain binding; dynein heavy chain binding
Source: RefSeq, a predicted model, not a curated record